AUGCUAGGAGGCCCUGUGGCCUUCGCUGCGACCGUGUUCUUCUCAUUGGUGGGCGGCUUGCUGGGUAUAGGUCCUUCCCAAGACGACCAGUUCCGAAAGCUUUAUGAGAAGAUCAUGGAAGAGGUCCAAGAUAUGAUGGCGAUGCAAGAAGUGCGACUUCAAGUGGGCGAUCGAAUUUCGGACCUGCAAGCCCUCCUAGAUGAAAUGGACUGGGUGCCGGGAAUGCUGGAUACUAGCAAAGCUUCGCCAGGGACAUGGCUGACAUACGGUCUCAUGUUGCAGCACGACGUCGCCAAGAUUUCAACGAAGAUACGACGGGGCAAGUUUGGCCAGAGUGAGAAUCGAGACGCCUCACUUGCCUGGUCACGUGUCAUGGUUCCGAUUCUUGACCAAGUCCUGACCCUGCAAACGGCACUCAUACUUGACAUUGCGUCCCAUGAUGAGGUGGACAACAAGGAUGCGGCCUACAAACGCCUGAAAGUUCUCUACGAUGGUGAUGGUGGAGCGGGCAGUUCGUACCGAGAAUGGUACAAAGCUCAUCUUCCUUUGCAGGUUGCAGCGCAGAGACAGCAACUGGAAGGUGAUUUGGGAUGGAAGAACAAACAUGAGAAGAAGUACCUAAGGGUUCGCUGGAGUAGCAAAUGCAUACUCUCCCAAAAAGGCUGCACUUCAGCCGGCCGAGAUAUCUGCAAAAUCAUGGGCUGCUCAAAGACAAGCGCCGUUAGCCCAAGUUACAGUGGCAGCCACAACGAUUGUGCAGGCAAGUUUCCCGGCAAGUGUACUCCAGCCGUGCUGGACACUUACAUCGACACCCAUGUUGCCGACAAGCUGCGUUCAGACGCCGAAAUGAGGGGGGCAUUCCUCAAUGCUGCUGAUGGCAUCGAGCCCAAACUAUUCGACACAGUCGUCUCUGCAGUGGAACCGGUUGUCGACCGCAUAAGCUGCAAUUUUGGGUCGGACCUUUGUGGUUGGACUUCUUCCGGAACAUACACGUGGAGGAGGAACAGCGGGAGAACUCCCAGCAGCAACACGGGGCCUCACACCGGAGCCUCACGGUCCAACUGGUACAUCUACGUGGAAGCCAGCCACCCCAAUUACCCGUAUAAAGAAUUCAUACUCCAGUCGCCUUCCUUCAUUCUCAACAAAGACAUGACCUUUGAGUUUGGCUUGCACAUGUUCGGAAGCUCCAUGGGAAGUCUCAACUUGGAAAGGCUUGAAGGCGGUUCGCAGUGGAAGAGCCUGUGGUCAAAGUCUGGCAACCAAGGCAGUAACUGGAAAUCCGUAUCAGUCCAACUACCCCGGGCAACCACGAAGCUUCGCUUCCGCGCUGUCACUGGGUCUUCUUGGAGCAGCGACAUUGCGGUGGACAAUUUGAAGCUUGUAUAG
Symbiodinium natans is the source of this 1386-nucleotide messenger RNA. Lineage: Eukaryota; Dinophyceae; Suessiales; Symbiodiniaceae. The record is from the annotation of a GenBank genome assembly.